AUGACUGAGAGGAAGAAGGAGAGCAAACUAGAACAGAAGUUAGAGGGUGAAAAUGUGAUAAAGAGGAAGGUUCUGAACACAGACCUGCGCCACUACCUAAGCCUGCAGUUCCAGAAGGGCUCGUUGGAUCACAAGCUGCAGCAGGUCAUCCGAGACAACCUCUACCUGCGCACCAUCCCCUGCACCACGCGGCUGCCCAGAGAAAGGGAGGUACCGGGUGUGGACUACAACUUCAUCAGCGUGGGAGACUUCCGUAUCCUGGAAGGGAGUGGCCUUCUGCUGGAGAGUGGAACCUACGAUGGUAACUACUAUGGGACCCCAAAGCCCCCAGCGGAACCCACCCUGGUACAGCCUGACCUGGUGGAUCAGGUGCUGUUUGAUGAGGACUAUGACAACGAGGUCCAGCGAAAACGCACCACGUCAGUCAGCAAGAUGGACAGGAAGGACAGCGUGGUCCCUGAGGAAGAAGACGAUGAUGAGAGGCCACCUCUGGCCAACGGCCUCCCAGAGCACAAAGAAGGGGCAUCGUGGAGGAAGGCGGUGCCCAGCUACACCCAGUCCAGCAGUGCCAUGGACUUCCGUAUGUGGAGCUCUCUGCCCGGCGAUGACAGCCUGGAACCCCUGCCUCUCAACUGGGAGAUGGCCUACACCGAGACGGGCAUGGUCUACUUCAUAGAUCACAACAGCAAGACCACCACCUGGCUGGACCCCCGCCUGGCCAAGAAGGCCAAGCCCCCAGAGAAGUGUGAGGAUGGAGAGCUCCCGUAUGGCUGGGAGGAGAUAGAGGACCCACAGUAUGGAACAUAUUAUGUAGAUCACAUCAACCAGAGAACCCAGUUUGAGAACCCAGUCCUGGAGGCUAAGAGGAAGCUGAGCCAGGAGACUACUGUCUCUAUCCAGCAGGGGGCACCACCACCUCCAGGUGAGGGGGGUGCGUCAGGCUUCACCCCAGACCCGUCCCAGCUGCAGGGGGAGAUGUUCCACACUGCUCUGAGGAAAAGCUCCCAGGGCUUUGGCUUUACCAUCAUAGGGGGUGACCGCCAUGACGAGUUCCUGCAGGUGAAGAACGUCCUCAGCGACAGCCCUGCUGCCCAUGACAACAAGAUUUCCUCGGGCGAUGUGAUCGUGGAGAUCAACGGGAAAUGUGUGCUGGGGAAGACCCACCCUGAGGUGGUGCAGAUGUUCCAGUCCAUCCCAGUAAGUCAGUAUGUUGAUAUGGUGCUGUGCCGCGGCUACCCGCUGCCCCCAGACGUGGCGGAGGACACCGAGAACCCCCCUCCCCCACCUCCUCCGCCCCUGCAGGGGGGCGAGGUGGUGACUGCCGUGCCCCUCAUCAAUGGCCAGCCCCUGCUGGUGAAGGGCGACGUGCUGCACGGCUCCUCCCAGGAGCUCCACUACGUCACCACCGACGCCAGUGGACGGCCCAUGGUGGCCGCGCUGCCCAACGGGAGGCUCUCUGAGCAGGGGGGAACAGGCCUGCUGCAGCCCGAGCUGGUGAGCGUGCCCCUGGUAAAGGGCCCGGGAGGGUUUGGCUUUGCCAUCGCAGACUGUCCCCUUGGCCAGAAGGUGAAGAUGAUCCUAGACGCCCAGUGGUGCCGCGGCCUGCUUAAAGGGGACGUGAUCAAGGAGAUCAACCGUCAGAAUGUUCAGACUCUGAGCCACGCCCAGGUGGUGGACAUCCUCAAAGACCUACAGGUGGGGAGCGAGGUCAACGUGCUGGUGCUCAGAGGAGGUCAGACAUCUCCUGUGAAGAGCCUGAAACCUAGGCAGGAAAUUACAUCUAGCACAGAGACUCUGGACUGUGUCACAGACUCUGUCCCCCAGGCCCUCCCUUUCCACUCCAGCACUUCAACCCUGCGCAACAACUCCCCCAAACGAGACGCCACAGAGAUGUACCUCAAGUCCAAGGCCCUGCUGGAGAGCAAGCAGCCUCACACCAAAGACCUGGAUGUGUUCAUCAAGAGGGACCAGGAGACUGGCUUUGGCUUCCGUGUUCUGGGAGGAGAAGGUCCAGAGCAGCCAGUGUAUAUUGGUGCCAUCGUGCACCUUGGUGCAGCUGAGAAGGAUGGACGCCUGAGGGCUGGUGAUGAGCUCAUAGGCAUCGAUGGAAUCAUGGUCAAGGGCCGUUCCCACAAGCAGGUUCUGGACCUGAUGACUAACGCUGCCCGCAAUGGUCAGGUCAUGCUGACCGUGCGUCGGAAAGUCAUCUACAGAGAUAUGACUGAGGAGGAGGCAGGGCUCCACAUGGCUCCAGUGUUGGUGAACGGCUCCCCCAGACUCCCUCGUAUCCAGAUGCCCAGUGUGCUGGACCACGAGUCCUUCGACAUCACCCUCCACCGCAAGGACAGCGAGGGCUUCGGCUUCGUCAUCCUCACCUCCAAGAGCAAGCCCCCGCUAGGGGUGAUCCCUCAUAAGAUCGGACGCAUCAUCGAAGGCAGCCCCACUGACCGCUGUGGCCUGCUGAAUGUAGGCGACCGCAUCUCAGCGGUCAACGGGCGGUCCAUCGUGGGGCUGUCUCACAAUGACAUCGUUCAGCUCAUCAAGGAUGCUGGCAAUGCUGUCACCCUUACUGUGGUUCCCGAGGACGAAUACAAGGGCCCUCCCUCUGGUGCCAGCUCAGCCAAGCAGAGCCCCGCCCCUCAUCACAGAGCUAUGGGUCAGAGGUCAGCUAUGCAUGACGAGCGUUAUAACCUAGAUCUGGAGGAGGAGAAGAGGGAGGGAGUCACCUGGGCCGACUACAAAACUCUGCCUCUGAGCGAACAGGGAACAAUGUGUGUUACAGGCCCCAGACAGGCAAGGCUCAUACCAUUAUUACUGUGCUUGUGUGUGUGUUCAUAUGCGUGCGUGUGUGUGAGUGCAUGUGCUUACGUGCAUGUGAGUGUCUGUGUUUGCAUGCUUGCGUGUGUGUGUACAUAUGUGUGUGUGUACGCAUGCGCCACGCAGGGCUGUAUCACGGUGGAGCUGGACCGGGGGUCCCGGGGUUUUGGCUUCAGUCUGAGGGGAGGGACAGAGUACAACAUGGGCCUGUACAUCCUGAGACUGGCUGAGGAGGGGCCUGCUCUGCUGGACAGCAGGAUCCAUGUGGGGGAUCAGGUAGUGGAGAUCAAUGGAGAGCCGACCCAGGGGAUCACCCAUACCCGCGCCAUUGAGCUGAUCCAGGCUGGAGGCAGCAAAGUGCUGCUCCUGUUAAGGCCAGGGCAGGGUCUGGUACAAGACAACAGUAAAUUGGAUUCAACUGUCACUUCAUCCACAAGCUUUCCUAGAGAGGCGCUUGUCUCAGAGACAUCCCCUCUCGCUUCUCCAUUCUCCACCUGCACCUUCACCUCAGGUUCCUCCUCUUUCACCAGUGAGACCCCUGACUGGAACUCCCUGUCCCACCGAACGCUCCACCCCCAGUGCAGCAGGGGCACUGGCUCAGUAGAGUGGAAUGGAGAGUGGGCAGACAGGCAGGCUGACAGGCUCUCUCCCAUCACCCCUGAGCAGAUCAACCUCUAUAAGGUCAAACCAGGUCAUACCAGGUCUAAAGACCCCAAGGAGCCCAGCAGCCCAAAGAAAACAGGUGAAACAUUCUCUAAAGCCAAAGAGCACUCACAGAGUCCCAAAAAGUCUGAGAGGAAGGGACAGGAAGCAGAGCCAAGCAAGAACAGGAAGUCCCACUGCCAGAAAGGAAGUUGGUCACCCAGCCCCAAGAAGUCUUCUCGAAAAAGACAGGAAGCCUCGAGCCAGCUGCAUGUAAAAAAACAGCAGGUACAGCAGAGCACAUCAAAGGAGCUUUCCAGCAAGGAGCCCUUUGAUGAAAACAAAAACAGCAAAAGGGGAGAUUCAAAGGGCAGGAAAAGCACACAGGAGAGAGAAGGGAUAACGGGAAAGACCAAGGCUGCCCAUGGCCAGGUCAUUAUUGAAAAGAAAGUGGGGACAGAGGCAGGACAUCACAUGCCAACCCCUAUGGAGACAGGGGCAUGGAGAGAUAUUCGGAAAGUUACUCUAGAGAAGAGUAAACCUCAAGAUGGAGAAAAGGAAAAACGCAAAGAGCAGACAAGCAAAAAAUACAUAGGGGCUUCCUUAAAAGAGGGAAAGACUAGAAAAUAUUAUGAGGCCUCUACAACAGAGGAAAAGAGUAUAAAACACACACAGGCCUCUCCAAAUGCCAUUCAGCAGGAUACUCUGAACCAAAAGGGUCUGAUUAGCCCGUGCCCCUGGAAAGUCCCCAGCUCAGCCAGAAUCCUCUCCCAGGCUGAGGUGCUGCGUAAUCCCCCUUACUGAUACAGUAUGGACAACACUGUGUGGACACAUAAUACACAGACUUGAGCUGUACCACAACAUGCUGUAUAUUGUUGGUCUGUUUCUUUCUCCAAUGAGAGGGAUGGACGAGGAAUGGCAGGCAACCUUAUUGGCCAUGUGUCAUGUCCAUCUGUGUCCGUGAAGAGGACUUUUUUAAGCUCUUUUGGCCUUUGACAUAAGGAAUGGCGUGUAAAGCCAACACUCAUCUCUCUUCCCGCCUCGUGUGCUGCUUCAGACAAAUCUGAUCUGGGCCAUACGCAUGUUUGGAAUGUUUAGGGCAUAUUCUUGGACAUCUUGUGGAAUGAAAACUAGCCAUACUUCACCCAUUAUAAUGCAAUUAUUAUCCCAUAUGCAACCAAGCAGAAAGGUCUUUAACACACACAAAGUUAAGCUGUCAGUAAAGGUUUUAUUUUCAUGUUGGGUAUCUACAGCAAGCAACUUGGGAUUGGCCUUUUCACAUGGCACUCUUUUCCCAAGGGAUUUGCUCAACUGCAUGCAGUCCGUACGUUUCUUUUAUUGCACGCCUUUACCACUCCACUGAGUAUGAUCCUUUCACCUGAUGUGAAAAUACUGAUGCCGAAGUUCUGACCUUAACACCAUGUAGAGAUUUCAGACUUUAUUCAGAAAGCAUUAGCUUUACGAAGGAUUCUAGACUGUUCUAAGACAAUAGACAUGAUUCGUGAAUACAAAAUAUAUCAUUACAAAAGACCAGAAACUUGUGGUUUGAGAUAUUGUUUACCAUGUGUAUGAUAACCUAUGUGUAAUUUAUUGAAAUUAUAGAUUAAUAUAGAUAUACAGUACCAGUCGAAAGUUUGGACACACUUACUCAUUCAAGGGUAUUUCUCUA
Oncorhynchus mykiss (rainbow trout) is the source of this 5128-nucleotide messenger RNA. NCBI's taxonomy places the organism in Eukaryota, Metazoa, Chordata, Actinopteri, Salmoniformes, Salmonidae. The record is from RefSeq and is a predicted model, not a curated record.